Molecule: messenger RNA, 3019 nt
Organism: Phyllopteryx taeniolatus (common seadragon)
Lineage: Eukaryota; Metazoa; Chordata; Actinopteri; Syngnathiformes; Syngnathidae
Gene: selplg
Product: selectin P ligand
Exons: 2
Coding region: 119-1366 (415 amino acids)
Source: RefSeq, a predicted model, not a curated record
UUUUCUCCUCUCAAGUGUGAACAUUUCCUGUUUCCUUUUGAUAUGUCACAGUCGGCAUGGGUAGCGUGUCACCGAGACUUGACAUGACUUGAACGCGUCGUUUUGUUGGCGAGCCAAGAUGUCGGGUCUCAACGUGAACUGGUUUUUGCUAUUGGGGCUGUCAGGCUGUCUUUCUAUUUUGGUCUCUGCUGGUUUGGUGGUCCCCACCACUGUAGAAAUGCAGACCACGUUGUAUCCCGCCCUUGAGGACUCUGCCAAAGUGAGCCCAGGUGUGGCAGGUGCUGGUGGAUUAUAUCAUGGUCGGACUAUCUCUGGAACUAAACCCACAGAACAUCUGCAGCCUUCUGGCUCUUCUCCUGACUUGGUUACUAAAAUUAAUUCUAGUCCAGUCCCAAUCCAAAACCCCAGUAGUCCUCCUGGUUUUGGAACUGGAAGGACAUCUUCUCCUGAGAGUUCAGAUCCUACCUCUGACUCAAGACGUCUGAUCUCCAGACCACCAGAGUCUCCUGAACCCUCAAAGUCCAGUAUGCAGUCUACUCUAGUCCCAGCCCGAAGUCAAAAGACACACAUAAAGACAUCUUCUACUAGUAUCUCUGAUCUUUACAGUCUGAUCUCAACACCACAGCCUCAGGAAUCUGAAGGAAGGUCUGGAGGAAAUUCUACUCCAAUCCCCAUCCAAAACCACAGCCGUCCACCAAGUUAUAGGACAACUUCUACUGGCACCUUUACAUCUCUGGAUCUUUCUGACUCAAGAAGACAUAUCUCCACACCAGAGCCUCCAGAACCACAGAGAUCCAGCUCUUUCCCCGAUUCUUCUGCAGUCCCGAUCCAAAGCCAAAGCAGUCCUACGGGUUUUGAGACAACGGGAAGGACUGUCGCCGAGCUCACAUCUCAAGAUCUUUCUACUACGAGAGGCCUGAUCUCAGUCUCAGCAGCUUCCACCACGAGAAAGUCCUUAAACCUGGCAACCACUCAGAUUCUGGCAGCGACACCGCCCCCUUGUACCACCUCAAAGGCGCCACCUAUCGCGGAGGACCAGUCGUGCUCCCCCCGCGGCGUGGUCAAACCCUGCCUGAUCACCAUCGCCUGCCUGGCCACGCUAGCCACCGUCUUCAUGGUGUCCACCAUUGUGCUCUGUGCCAAACUCUCCACCAGGAAGUACAAGCUUAGGAAGGCCCAGGACGAGAAGGAGAUGAUGUUCAUGUCGCAUGUGCUUCUGCCCGAGAGGAACUACGCCGGCAUAAGACAGCGCAGUCCGGUCUCCAACGGAGUCCUGGUGAUCCACGGCGCCGGGGACAGCGAGGAGGACAUCAGCGACAACCUCACCCUGAGCAGUUUCCUUCCGGAAAGCGACCGCUUUGUUUAGGAAGGUCUUGUUUUUUCUGACUGGUGAAUCUUUUAAGUCCAGCAGCCUGACUGUAGUGUGGUUGGAAGGAGGAUUUCACGUUCGGCACCCGCGGAUUCACCUAUUCGCACAUUUUUUUUUCUCCACAUUUUGAAAAAAUAUUUCAACUUCUUUUCAUUUUUUCCUACAUUUUUCUGUUUUUUUUUGGUUUUUUUGUGGGGGGGGCAGAACCAAUCCCAAAAACGCUUAUUGAUGGGAUCUUAAAAAAAAAAUUUUUUGCUAGUCGCAGUCGAGGUCAGUCCCUAUCCCCCGCGAAUAGCAUCAAAUAUGAUGUAAUUAUGCUACAGUAGAAGUCUGUCCAUCUAAAUAAUUCCCCUCAUUUAAUUAAUACGCGACGUACCAUCAUAUUUCGAUGACUUAUGCCGCCUCGUUUAUUUGUUCUGGGCAGCUCAGUGAACGAGUGAUGAGCACGUCUGCCUCACGGUUCUCAGGUUCAUUGCUCGAAUUUUGCAUCUUUGCGGUAGUAAUUGGUGAUAAGGAAGUAUGCUGACGUGAUAUAGCUCCACUGAGAGACAAAGAUCUAAAUUGAGCCUGGUUUGUUACCGGAAGUUAUGGAGAGUUUUUCCUGUACGUUUUAUGUUUUUUGCUCAAUGGCUAAAAGCUAUUUAAGAAAUUACAUGGACAAAAGUACUCACGGCCUUUGUUGAAUACUUGCCCCAUCUUUGGGUAGUUUCGCCCAUUCCUCAUAUACAUGUAAUUUCUUAAUUUAUCAUAUUUAAUAAAUUGCACCAAAAAAAAAAACUAAGAAAUUAAUGUUGUCUUUAUGGGGUGUUGUGCAUUGAAUUUUGAGGUAACACAUUUUGGAAUAAGGCUGGAACAAAAGAACGUUAAAAAAAAAAAAAUGAACGCAUUCUGGAACUAUUUGCGGCACUUCACUGUCAGAUUUUUAGAAUUUUGAGGAAAAGUUUGUUUUAGGGCUAAACAUUGAGUACUAAAGUGUGCACCAAGUUGACCCAAAAUUGAACCUGACUGACUUUUAAGUUCAACGCAGCAAGACGAACCGCAGUCACGCAAAAAAUUCUUCAUAUUUCGGUUUAGUUCUGUAACUUGGCCAGGGUGGACUUACCAUUAGGCAAACGCGGGCAAUUGGGAUUUCCAUGAAUUAUUAUUGCCUUAUAAUUCACGCGCUUUAAAACACGUCCAAUGCUUGGUCUACUGUAUCGUGCUCGUUUCGAGUGCUCCCCCUCCCUUCUCAUGCAAUGGACUAUUCCGUCUUCUUAUUAAGUUGUGACUCGACAGCUCGAGUCUUCCGGAGCUGAGCCCUGCUGCUACUUCACUUAGCAGCUGACGGGAAAUCUUGAUUUGCGGAGCGAUAUUAGCCUAUUUGCUCAAAUAGCGGACCUCGACUCCAUCGCAAACCAAAAAAAGCAGAACCGGUCGAGGCGCGUCAACACUUCCUUUGACGAUUUGCCGCCUUAAUGCAUCCGCUGCGCCGAAUUAAUUAUCUUAAUUUAUGUGGACAUGGCCAUUUGACAUGAUGUGCUCGUUCCACAACGUUGUGUGUGUCCAUGUUUACCUUCCGGGAAUCCAAAUGUAAUUAUUCUAAACAAGUCAUUGAAAUGAUACUCUACUUUCACUCGACAUUUUCUAUUCAAUUAAAACCAAAACAAUUAA